AUGGUGUGCGAGACCAAGAUCGAGGCCGGCGACCAGGAGGGAGGCGGCGGCCAGCAGCAGCAGCAGCACAAGCAGCCCCCCGCGACGCCCCCGGAGCCCCGCCGGCCCGCCCCGGACGCCGUCUCCAUCCGCGACUUCCACCCGGCGCAGCGCGAGGUGGCGCGGCGCAUCUUCUACGAGGGCAUCCUGGAGCGCAUCCCCAACACGGCCUUCCGGGGGCUCAAGGACCAGCCGUGCGCGCAGCUGCUCUACGGGGCCAUGGCCGUCAUAUGCUUUGUUGUGACCAAGUCCUUGCUGGUGACCUGCUGUUUACCCAUCUUUCUAAUGGGUAUGAGGUACUACUUCAGUAGAAAAGUUAUCCUCAGCUAUCUGGAGUGUGCCCUGAAUACGGACAUGUCUGAUAUUGAGCAAUAUUACAUGAAAUCACCAGGUUCCUGCUUCUGGGUGGCAAUGCUGAAUGGCAACGUGGUGGGCAUCGUGGCUGCCCGAGGCAAUGAAGAAGACAACACACUGGAGCUGCGUCGGAUGUCUGUCGACUCCAAAUACCGCGGUAAAGGGAUUGCCAAAGCCUUGGGUCGCAAGGUGCUGGAGUUUGCCGUGAUCAAUAACUAUUCUUCUGUUGUACUGGGAACCACAGCCGUGAAGGUGGCAGCCCACAAGUUGUAUGAGUCUUUAGGAUUCAAGCAUGUGGGUGUGGUUGAACACUACACUCUACCUGGGAUGACGCAUUCUCUACUCGAGCGAGUAUUUUUCCAGCUUCGCUACCACCGCUACUGCCUCCAGCUGCGUGAGGAAUAAAAAAAAAAGCGCCUCUCAUUCA
Molecule: messenger RNA, 820 nt
Organism: Heteronotia binoei (common prickly gecko)
Lineage: Eukaryota; Metazoa; Chordata; Lepidosauria; Squamata; Gekkonidae
Gene: ASPNAT
Product: N-acetyltransferase 8 like
Exons: 3
Coding region: 1-798 (265 amino acids)
Cellular component (GO): mitochondrial membrane
Molecular function (GO): L-aspartate N-acetyltransferase activity
Source: RefSeq, a predicted model, not a curated record